Octopus sinensis (East Asian common octopus) is the source of this 2624-nucleotide messenger RNA. Its product is annotated as zinc finger protein OZF-like. The transcript is spliced from 3 exons. Bases 498 to 1613 code for a protein of 371 amino acids. Gene Ontology annotation, molecular function: RNA polymerase II cis-regulatory region sequence-specific DNA binding; DNA-binding transcription factor activity. Gene Ontology annotation, biological process: regulation of transcription by RNA polymerase II. The record is from RefSeq and is a predicted model, not a curated record. NCBI's taxonomy places the organism in Eukaryota, Metazoa, Mollusca, Cephalopoda, Octopoda, Octopodidae.
CUUCUAUUCAUUACAUCUUGACAAGCUUUGUUUGGCGCCAGAAUUUCUAUUAAUUCACUCGGCAAUACAUUUAUAAAACAUUUCUCUACCACCUGACGCACUCAUAACAACGACACCAUCUUUUAUAAAGACAUUUCCAAUAUCAGAUGACAUUGGCAUAACUGAAGAUACAUCCUCAUUAUUUAUCAUCUUUUUAAAGACCAAAAUGGAAAUAUUGUACAGAACAGAUAUAUAAGAUUGUUUCUCUAAAUCUAUGGCAGAAUUCCUCUGAUAUAUUUACUCUGAAAAGUAUUAUUAGCAAACCUUCUGGACAUCACUGGCUGGAGUGUCUACAAGAUGAGUCUUUGUUCAAACUAAACUUGGAUAAAUUUACUAAAGAACUUUGGGACAAAGGUGAUAAGGGACAGAAAUAGAGCAGUCGAAAUAUUUGGAAACAAAAUACUAUAGAAUCAAAAAGGUGAAAAAAGAUUAUAUACUGUGAUUUUUGAAGAAAAAUAAUGGAAAAGAGUGAGAAAAUAAAGAAACUGAUUUUUCCAGAAAAUAGAGAAAAAGGGAGCCAAAAAUUGUCACAUGAGUGUGAUGUCUGUAAAAAGUCUUUCUCUCAAAAGAGCAGCUUGAAUACGCACAAACGUAUUCAUAGAGGAGAGAAGCCAUUUCAUUGUGACAUUUGUGAUAAAUCAUUCUCUCAGAGUUGUAACUUGAGUACACACAAACGUAUUCAUACAGGAGAGAAGCCAUUUCACUGUAAUGUCUGUAGUAGGUCAUUCUCUAACCACAAUGCUUUAAAUUCUCAUAUACGUGUUCAUACAGGGGAGAAGCCAUUUCACUGUGACACUUGUGGUAAAUCAUUCUCUAUAAAUGUUUCACUGACUAAACACAAACGUAUUCAUACUGGAGAGAAGCCAUAUCACUGUGAUGUCUGUGGUAAAUCAUUCACUCAAAAUGGUAAUUUAUCUAUACACAAGCAAAUUCAUACAGGAGAGAAGCCAUUUCACUGUGAUGUCUGUGGUACAUCAUUCUCUCAGCGGAGUUCUUUAGAUUCUCACAAGCGUUUUCAUACAGGAGAGAAGCCAUUUCACUGUGACAUCUGUGACAAAUCAUUCCGGGGAAAAGACAGCUUGACCAAACACCGACGUAUUCAUAUAGGAGAUAAGCCAUAUGACUGUGACAUUUGUGGUAUAUCAUUCCCUCAGAAAGGUAGCUUGACUUCACACAAACGUAUUCAUACUGGAGAAAAGCCGUUUCACUGUAAUGUCUGCAGUGCAUCAUUCUCUCAGCAAAGUGCCUUGGAGUCUCACAUACGUGUUCAUACAGGAGAGAAGCCAUUUCACUGUGACAUCUGUGGUAAAUCUUUCCCUCAAAGUAAUAACUUGACUAUACACCAACUUGUUCAUACAGGAGAGAAACCGUUUCACUGUGACACUUGUGGUAAAUCAUUCUCUCAAAAAAGUAACUUGACUAGGCACAUACGUGUUCAUACAGCAGAGAAGCCCUAUCACUGUGAUAUCUGUGGUACAUCAUUCUCAGACCAAAGUGUUUUAAAAUGUCACAAACGUGUUCAUACAGGGGAGAAGCCAUUUCACUGUAACGGUGAUAAUGAUGAUGAUUUGUGAGAAAUCUUUCUCUAAAAACAUUAGCUUGACUACACACAAACAUUCAUACAGGAGAGAAGCCUUAUCAUUGUGAUGUCUGUUUUACGUCAUUCUCUCAUCGAAGUGCUUUUAAUUCACAAAUGUGUUUCCAUACGGGGAAGAAGCCAUUUCACUGUGACAUCUGUAGUAAAUCAUUCUUUCAAAAAUGUUACUUGCAUAGACACAAACGUCUUCAUACAGGAGAGAAGCCUUAUCACUGUGAUGUCUGUGGUACAUCAUUCUCUGACCGAAGCGCUUUAAGUUCUCACAUACAUGUUUAUACAGGGGAAAGGCCGUUUCACUGUGAAUUCUGUGGCAAGUCAUUCUCCGUAAGUGCUACAUUGACUAGACAUACACGUAUUCAUACAGGAGAGAAGCCAUAUUAUUGUGAUACCUGUGGUACAUCAUUCUCUCAUCGAAGUGCCUUAAAUUGUCACAUUUGUGGUAAAUCAUUCUCUCAAAGUAAUAUCAUGACUACACACAAACGUGUCCAUACAGGAUAGAAGCCAUAUCACUGUAAUAUCUGUGGUAAAUCAUUCUAUCAAAGUAGUACUUAAACUUCUCACAAACAUGUUCAUUCAAGAGAGACAUAUUCCUGUAAUAUCUGUGGUAAAUCAUUAACUUCUCCUGCCUUAACGUUUUUCUUAUUUUAUUUUACAAACAAAUCCUUUCUAAUGGUUUUAACUUGUGACCUCAGUUCAAAUUGUAAUUGACCAAUUGGAGAGACUACUCUACUUAGACUUGCUCCAUUGUGGACCAUAGGUGGCACCCUAGGCAGUAAUUUCUGUGAGUAAAUUUUCUACAGUAAUUGUCUACUUUUACUUGAGUUUACUCCAAUAGAAUAGGUACUGCCCUUUGAUAAUUAUGUUAGUAUUUUCCUUAUAUAUAGUUUCUUGAUAACUUCAUCAUCAUCGUUUAGCGUCCGCUUUCCAUGCUAUCAUGGGUUGGACGGUUCAACUGGGGUCUGGGAAGCCAGAAGGCUGCACCAGGCCC